GGAUUUCAGAGCACUUGCAGAGUGAGUCAAAUGAAGGGAAAAUGCUUUAACUUCGAGAAGACUCAACCUCAAACUCAAAACGGAGUUGACAGGACACCCGCGUGCUACAACGGAGUCUGAGACGCUUUUCCCACCCGGAACGAACCCCCAUUUCCGCACCGCAAAACCCAUAAAAAGGGAACAAGAAAAUAACAAAAUAACCAACAUAAUUCGAUCGCGGGGCAGGAGUUGAGUUGUCCUUGCCAUGCCCCACGCAGUCACCAUCGCGGCCCCCGGCCUUCAGGCCUUGAUCUUGUGUGGCCCUGGCAGUUCGUUCCCGACUUUCACAGCCAACCCCGAUGAAAACCCAAAAGCUCUCCUACCCAUUGCGAACAGGCCCAUGGUCUGGUAUCCGCUCGAGUUCUGCUACCGGGCAGGGAUAACAAAUAUCACCCUGGUGUGCCCGCCUUCGGCCGCCGAGGCUAUCAGCACCGCCCUAAAGACAAACCCCUUCCUGACAAGCUUACCACUUCCCCGGCCCGACCUCUUGGCCCCGAAAGGCCUGGACCAGAACACCGGGACUGCCGAGAUUCUUCGCCUUCCUGAGUUGCAAGCCGCCGUCACCUCGGAUUUUCUGGUGCUUCCCUGCGAUCUCGUCUGCGAGUUGGGCCCGGAUAAGCUGCUGCAAGCAUGGAUGGUCAAGUCGGCCAGCCUCGAGGACCUCGUUGGCGACUCCCGAUCCCGCAGCCCACGGAGUGGCGGCCUGGGUGUCUGGUAUGAGACGAAGACAGCAACGCCCAUCAAGGGGGAGGAGACCGACUUCAUGGCGACAAUACCGCUUCAUUCCACGUCCGCCCCUACCGUAAAAGGCUCCUUGUUCCCUCACAUGGCGAAGCUGGUCUACUCUAUGCCGACAGACUCUCUCAAGGAUCUACUGGAGGAAAAGAAAGGCUUUCCCGUUCGCCACGGACUCCUCCGUCAACAUCCCCGCAUCCGGAUGCUGACCACCCACCGCGAUGCCCACAUUUACAUCUUUCCGCAGUGGAUCAUGCAGUUCAUCAAGGAGAACGAUCGGCUAGAAACCAUCGGCGAGGACGUCAUCGGGUGGUGGGCCAAGGCCGGCUGGCAGAAGGGGCUUUCUGCCAAGCUGGGGUUGGGCAAGGUUCUCAGCCGACCCGGCAGCGACCGUGAAAACGGGCAUGCGAGUCCCGGAGGCGACAACCCCUCCGUGCCGAAACUCGGCCUCGACUCUCGCGCCACCGACGGACCCAACCCAAUAGUGGCCCCGGCGAAGAACGGGGAUGACAACCACUCGGACCGCGGCGACGGGAACCGUCCGGCCGGCCCGGACGACGAACCCGCCGCGGUCCCGCCCAUGCUCGCCUACAUCCACCCUUCCACCCCCGGCGCGCCCCUGAUCCGCCGCGUCGACACGGCCGAGCUCCUGCUCCAGAUCUCGCUGCAGCUCGCCAAGCUCCCCUCCGUCGAGGAGGUCGGCGCGGACGCCGCGUCGCCCUUCGCGCACGCCCGCAAGGUGGCCUACCCGGAGGGCGUCAAGCCGCGGACGACCAUCACGAAGCAGGACAGCCUGGUGGCGGACAACGUGACGGUGCAGGAGAAGGCGUCCAUCAGGGAGUGCGUGGUGGGCGCCAACUGCCAGAUCGGCGAGGGCGCCAAGCUGUCGCAGUGCCUGCUCAUGGACGGCGUCGUCGUCGGCAAGAACUGCAGGCUGACCAAGUGCAUCCUGGGGAAGCGCAGCGAGCUGGGGGAGGGGUGCGUCCUGACCGAGUGCGAGGUGCAGGAGAAUCUGCUGGUGGAGGCCAAGACCGAAGCCAAGGACGAGAAGUUCAUGUCGUCAUCUGGCCUAGAGGCGACCGAGCAGGACCUGGACGCGUUUGAGGAUGACGACGACGGGAUGGACAACGACGACGACGACAGCGAAGCCGUGUGAGACUACCUAGAUGGACUACUGCAAACGAACGUCGUCUACCUAGUCUAUUGUUAGACAAAUCUGAAACUGCAGAGUGUCCACAUCCAGCCGCUAUGUUUAGUGAGGCUGAGGCUGAGGCGCGGGGAUGCGCCUGGCUCGCUGUCGGCAGGGUUUGCUACACAUGUACAUAAGGUACCUUACAUACAACCACUGAGCGGUUGUGAGGCGUGGGGCGUUCGGUUUCC
Molecule: messenger RNA, 2154 nt
Organism: Thermothielavioides terrestris NRRL 8126
Lineage: Eukaryota; Fungi; Ascomycota; Sordariomycetes; Sordariales; Chaetomiaceae
Exons: 3
Coding region: 245-1930 (561 amino acids)
Biological process (GO): cytoplasmic translational initiation; biosynthetic process
Cellular component (GO): guanyl-nucleotide exchange factor complex; eukaryotic translation initiation factor 2B complex
Molecular function (GO): guanyl-nucleotide exchange factor activity; translation initiation factor activity
Source: RefSeq, a predicted model, not a curated record